CAUCUUGCGCCGUCACCCGCCGGCGCGACCGGGUGCGCGCGGUGCCGGCGUCACCCGCUCCCCCGCCCCGCUCCCGCCGCCGCCACCAUGGCGGCCCGGCGCGCGCUGCACUUCGUCUUCAAAGUGGGCGACCGCGGGCGGAGCGCGCGCUUCUACCGCGAGCUGCUGGGCAUGAGCGUGCUGAGGCAUGAGGAGUUCGAGGAGGGCUGCAAAGCCAGCUGCAACGGCCCUUAUGAUGGAAAAUGGAGCAAAACUAUGGUGGGCUACGGGCCAGAAGACAAUCACUUUGUUGCAGAAUUGACUUACAAUUAUGGUAUUGGAGAAUAUCGCCUGGGCAAUGACUUUCUGGGCAUAACACUUGUGUCCAGCCAGGCUGUGAGCAAUGCUAAGAAGAUGGGGUGGCCCCUCAAAGAAGUCACAACUGGUAUUUUUGAAGCUGAAGCCCCAGGGGGAUACAAGUUCUACUUGGAAGACAAGGAACAGCUCAAGCAAGAUCCUGUGCUAAAGGUAACCUUGGGUGUCUCCGAUCUGCAAAAGUCUGUUAACUACUGGUCUGAUUUGCUUGGAAUGAAAAUAUAUGAGAAGGAUGAGGAAGAACAAAGGGCUUUGCUAGGCUAUGCAGAUAAUCAGUGUAAGUUGGAGUUGAAGACAGUUGGAGGAGCCGUGGAUCACGGAACGGCGUUUGGGCGGAUUGCCUUUUCCUGUGCAAAGGAAGAGUUGCCAAACAUUGAAACACUGAUGAAAAAGGAGAAUCAGAAAAUUUUAACACCUCUGGUUAGCUUGGACACACCUGGCAAAGCCACAGUACAAGUGAUUAUUUUGGCUGAUCCUGAUGGCCAUGAAAUCUGUUUUGUGGGAGAUGAAGCAUUCAGAGAUCUCUCCAAGGUGGACCCUAACGGUGACAAACUAUUAGAUGAUGCCAUGGCAGCAGACAGCAGUGACAAGUGGUUUGCUGCGCACAAAAUGAAGAAGGCUUCUGCUUAGCUGGAGGACUGGAAUGCUCGUUUGUGCCUCGGUUUUCAUCUGAGAAAAAUGCUAAUCCUAUGUAACGUGUUGCAUUACCCCUUCCAGUAAGAGGGUGUCAUAAUGUCCCAUGCUGUUUGCUUUGUUUGACUUAAGCUGGUGACUCUUACUGCUGCUCUGUCCUUUCAAGCAAAUAGCAUGUUCUCCUUCAAAAAUAUUAGGCUGUGCAGUAAGGAGCAGGUUGUGGCUUAAAAAACAGGGAUCAUCAGUUAAGAGGAAAACCUCACAUUUCUUUGGUGGUGUUAUACUUGAAAAAGAGAUUGCUAGAUUGCUUAUAAUAUCUAAUUCUCUAAAAAAUUGUCUUUAGCCGCCCUGGAUUUGCAGUUUAGAGGAGAGGUUUUCAGGUCGCUGUGGCUGUAUCGCAGGUACCCCACCUCGGUGGCGGAGGUGGUGUUGGGCUGAGGGGGAGGGCUGUGUACAGAGAACUUGAGCCGCUCCGCUGCCACAGUGCGUGCGCCUCUUUACUGGGAACAGAGAAAUGACCUUGCUAAACCAUGUGAAUAUUCUAGUCUGGAACAAACCCUUGUUUCAUUCCAAGAUGUUUCCCCAGCUUUCAAGGUGAAAUGCUCACUCGGGAAGCCCGUGGUGCUUUUCUCACUGGGGUCACAUUGCCGAUGUGGUGGUUUCCACCCCGUACCGAGCUCCUAUGUGCCCGUCCCCGAUGGCAGCACAGGGAGCCUUCACAUUCCAGGUGGGAACUGGGGCCGUGCUUCAGGGCGUGGGGCAGCUUCUGCGCUGCCUACGCAGGUGCUGGGAGGCAACUUGAAAAUAAGCGUAUCAUGGCUUUUGCAAUUAGCUUUUGAUGAGAAACUGCUUUUAGAAGUAACAGUUCAGGGUUUAUUUGGUUGGAAUGAAGUCACUCUGCUUUUGCUAGUGGAAUAAGGGCUGGGAAUACAGGGACUAAUUACCGGCAUUGUCCAUGUCAGGCAUGCUGACUGGUUUGUAAUUUUUCUUGAUGAAAAUAUUUAAUUAAAUGUUUAAGUUUCACAGAGAAAAGCAGGUAAAAUCAGCAGCGUUGGCGCUCACUGAGGCACGUCAGCACUUGUAGUGAAUAUUCUGAGUUUAAACAGGAAAAAAAAAAAAAAUCCUUGCUGUGAUUUUGCUGUUCAAGCUUUUUGGUUCAAGUUCAAUGCAGAUAUUAAAUCGCGUACCGAUUAAAAAUGUCACAUGCAAGCUGCACCCCUGAAA
Messenger RNA from Tyto alba (common barn owl), 2211 nucleotides. It is a transcript of the gene GLOD4, whose product is annotated as glyoxalase domain containing 4. The transcript is spliced from 9 exons. NCBI's taxonomy places the organism in Eukaryota, Metazoa, Chordata, Aves, Strigiformes, Tytonidae. The coding region runs from base 88 to 984 and encodes 298 amino acids. The record is from RefSeq and is a predicted model, not a curated record.